Messenger RNA from Exserohilum turcica Et28A, 963 nucleotides. RefSeq names its product glycosyltransferase family 8 protein. Gene Ontology annotation, molecular function: glycosyltransferase activity. Lineage: Eukaryota; Fungi; Ascomycota; Dothideomycetes; Pleosporales; Pleosporaceae. The transcript is spliced from 3 exons. The coding region runs from base 1 to 963 and encodes 320 amino acids. The record is from RefSeq and is a predicted model, not a curated record.
AUGGUACCCUCGAUCAUCACAAGCUCACCAGCAUUGGACGACACGUCCACCCAUCCACGUCGAGUCUGGACCACCCUUCUCACCAACACGGCCUACCUACCAGGUCUCUUGACCCUUGACUACUCGCUGAAGCGAUCUAACUCCCUCUACCCACUACUCGUAUUGUACACGGAUGAGCUGCCAGCCGAAGCCCACCAGGCUCUCGACUGCCGUGGGAUCCGCAAGAAGCACGUUCCGUACUUGCUACCUACCGCCGGCAAUGACUACAGCAAUGAUCCGCGGUUCUACGACUGCUGGACCAAAAUGGUUCCGUUUGGCCUGACAGAGUUCGAGCGCAUCGUUCAGCUCGAUAGCGACAUGCUUGUCCUGCGCAACAUGGACGAGCUGAUGACCCUUGAGCUUGAUUCCCCAGAGCUAGAGGGCAAAGGAAACAGGGUCUUUGCUGCAUCCCAUGCCUGUGUUUGCAAUCCGCUGAAAAGAUCACAUUAUCCCAGUGACUGGGUCCCUGAAAACUGCGCUUACACACAUCAACACGGCUCACCGGACGAGGCGCAGAAAACUGGCGCCCCGUGUACCACCGGUCUGCAGUACAUGAAUGGAGGCCUCCAAGUCGUCAAUCCCUGCAAAGCCGUGUACGACCGCAUCCUGAAUACCCUCCGGAAACCGGAAACCGCAAAUUAUGCUUUUGCGGAUCAGUCGCUGCUGUCGGACCUCUUCUGCGGCCGCUGGGUUGCGCUGCCAUAUGUGUACAAUGCGCUCAAGACGCUGCGGUGGCAGGGCGUGCACGACUGUGUCUGGAGGGAUGACCAGGUCAAGAAUAUCCAUUAUAUUCUCGCGCCCAAGCCGUGGGAAAACAAACAGCUUCAUAAUGACGCCGAUCUUGUCACGCAUAAAUGGUUCUGGGAUAUCAAUGAUGAACGGCGGAUGAAGGAGAAGGAGACUGGUAUUGAAGAUUCUUUCUAG